This is a messenger RNA of Trichechus manatus latirostris (Florida manatee), 3922 nucleotides long. It is a transcript of the gene PNRC1, whose product is annotated as proline rich nuclear receptor coactivator 1. The record is from RefSeq and is a predicted model, not a curated record. The transcript is spliced from 2 exons. Gene Ontology annotation, cellular component: nucleus. Lineage: Eukaryota; Metazoa; Chordata; Mammalia; Sirenia; Trichechidae. The coding region runs from base 263 to 1243 and encodes 326 amino acids.
AAGCGGUGGAGGCGGAGCCGGGAGCGUGGCCUGCCCUGUAGCAUUCUGAUUGGGCUUGCUCAGGGAGGUGGGCGGGCGGAGGGCGGAGCUUCCGAUAACAACACUCGGAGCGGGGGCCUGCGCUAUUUGUUGCUGCGCGGCCACCGCCCGAGCCAUGCUCUUGUCUCCUCUUGGGCUCUCUUAGCAGUAGCAGCCGCCGCCACCCUGUGAUCACUGGCUUCACUUCCUCCUCUUCCUCCUGAGCCACGUCCUUCCCAGCGCUAUGACCGUCGUCUCUGUCCCGCAGCGGGAGCCGCUUGUCCUGGGCGGCCGCCUUGCACCGCUGGGCUUUUCCGCCCGUGGUUACUUCGGGGCCCUGCCGAUGGUGACCACGGCGCCGCCGCCUUUACCCCGGAUCCCGGACCCCAGGGCAUUGCCCCCGACCCUCUUCUUCCCUCACUUCCUCGGGGGAGAUGGUCCCUGUCUGACUCCUCAGCGUCGCGCUACAGCUCCUCUGACCAACUGCAGCUUUGCCACGGCGGGGGGCACUCCUCGGGCAGCGCCAAAGAAGCGGCGAAAGAAGAAGGUGCGGGCCAGCCCGGCGGGGCAGCUUCCCAGCCGCUUCCACCAGUACCAGCAGCACCGGCCGAGUCUGGAGGGCGGUCGGAGCCCUGCGACCAGCCAGAGCGGAGCGCAUGAGGUCCCGGGCCAGGCUGCCGCCGCGGCCCCGGCCCCUGCGGCCGCGACUCGAACUGAGGAAACGAGUCCAGUCCUUGGCCCUCUGCCGCCCGCGGUUCCCGGUCAACCCUCGCUCAGGAAAGAGGUUUUAAAAUCAAAGAUGGGAAAAUCGGAGAAAAUUGCCAUUCCCCAUGGCCAGCUUGUUCAUGGUAUACACUUGUAUGAACCAAAGAUAAACAGACAGAAAAACAAAUAUAACUUGCCACUAACCAAGAUCACCUCUGCAAAAAGAAACGAAAAUAACUUUUGGCAGGAUUCUGUUUCGUCUGAUAAAACUCAGAAGCAGGAGAAAAAGCCUUUUAAAAAUACUGAGAACAUUAAAAAUAUGCAUUUGAAGAAAUCAGCAUUUCUAACUGAAGUGAGCCAAAAGGAAAAUUACGCGGGAGCAAAGUUUAGUGAUCCACCAUCACCUAGUGUUCUUCCAAAGCCGCCUAGUCACUGGAUGGGAAGCACUGUUGAAAAUUCCAACCAAAAUAGGGAGUUGAUGGCAGUACACUUAAAAACUCUCCUAAAAGUUCAAACUUAAAGGUUAGAUUUGAGUAUGUAUGUAAAACAUAGUUUCUCCAAAAUCUCUGGAUACUUAAAAAGAAAAUCGGUACAGAAAUGGAAAUUUGCCUUGGUACAAGUGCAAAAGAUGAGUUUAAAAAAUUACAGCUUGUAUUAUAUUUUAUACUUUGUAAAUACUGUAUACCAUGUAUUAUGUGUAUAUUGUUCAUACUUGAGAGGUACAUAUUAUAGUUUUGUUAUGAAAGUAUGUAUUUUGCCCUGCCCAAAUGGGUAGAUGUUUUGUAUAUAUAAAAUGGAGAAAUUUUUAAGUGUGUGCUAAGGCACGCAGAAGACCAUUUUAUUUGCACAAGGUACUGAGAUUUUUUUCAAGAAACAGCUGUCUAAUCUCAAAGUGAAGAUCUAAAUGUGAAGAGUUUACUAAUGCACUACUGAAAUUUUAAAUUUGUGGCACAAUCAUAAACAUGGGGUUUGUCUGUUCUCUAAAUUGAUUUCUGCCUUCUAAUCUGCAAUGACUGGAAAACUGUUACCAUUUUUACCAAACUUUGUUUAUUUAUGUUCACUAUUCAAAUUUAGAAUACCUCUAAUUCCAACAAAAUCGGUUGUAAUCAAAUUUUAAAAUAAUAAUUUGGUCCCCCCCUUUUAAACUAGUCUUGACUUUUUGUGUGUGGCUGCUUUUCAUGUUGGAAUGUGUGAGCAGGAGGUGGUAUUGUGUAAUUGGAUUAACUUUCCAUUUUAAUUGGCUGUGAAUGUCUUGACUGUGUACAAUUGUCCAUCCUUCCUAAAGGGUCAUAUAACUUCACCACCAUCACCAUCUCCUAGGACAGGAAUUCCCAUCUUACAGUGCAAAUGAUUGUAGAUAAAAGAGUUAAUGAGCUUGUAACUUAGAAUAUAUUUUUAUAUAUGAACUGUAAUUCUAUAAAGUACCAUUAAGCUUACACAUUUUUCAAUGAAAACACUUGGUUUACUAAAUUUAUAUUGAUCUUGAAUGGUGGUACUUGAACAAAAGUAACCAUAACCAAACCCACUGCUGUCGAGUUAGCUGACUCAUAGUGACCCUGUAGGACUAGCAGAACUGCUCAGUAGGGUUUCGAAGGCUGUCCUUAGAGAAGCAGAGUGCCAAAUUUUUCUCUCUUGGAGUGGCUAGUGGCUUUCGAACCACUGGCCUUUUUGGUUAGCAGCUAAGUGCUUCAACCACUGCACCACUAGGGCUCCUUUAAAGCAAGCAUAGUUGAUGUUAAAACAGGAGAUGAGGAUUUUGGAUUCUGAAGCUUGCCUGAAGAUGAAUAUGGCCAUUUAUGUAUUUUUUACUUUAAGAUUCAGACUUCGUUAUUCUAAUCAACAGUAUAUAUGUAAAGUCUACUCCAAAUUCUGAAAUAUAACUUUCCCUGUAUAGUUCUUAAUUACACAAAGCUAAAAUUCAUUCCAAUAACAAAAAGGUUUUCUAGUAAUUGGGCAUUAUGUAGACAUGUGAAAAGGAAAAUGUUAAGACAGUGUAUACGUGAUUCUCAAAGGUGUUACCAUCCUCCCAAGAAAAACAGGUGUUUUCGUUUUCUAGGGCUGCCAUAACAAAAUACUACAAAAUGGGUAGGCUCUAAAGAACAAACUUGUUUUGGAGGCUAGAAGUCUCAAUCAGGGCAUUGGCCAUGUCAGUUCCUUCUGAGGGCUUUGAAAGAACUGUUCAUGCCUCUCCUAAGUUUUUGGUGGCUUUUAUGAUUAUAAAUGUAUCUGCCGCCAUGGACACUGCAUCUUCCCUGUGUGUGUGUGACUUUCCAUAUCUAUAUUUUUCUCGCUUUUUAUAAAACACUUAAGAAGGGAUGAGAAUUAGGAUCCCUGCUAUCCUAGUAUGACCUUGUUUAAUAACAAAGGGAAAACCGUAUUUCCAAAAAGGUUGAAUUCCCAGGUACAAGAGUUAGGAAUUAAACAUCAUUUUUGGGAACAGUUCAUAACAAAAGGGUCUUAAUUCUUUUUGGUUCAUAGUGGGGGGGAGGGCAAGACACAACUUUCUGGCUGUUCAAAGGUGGGUGGUGGUAUCCAUACCUUAAUUUAGAGUAACUGUUGACAAACUGCUAUUAUAAGGUGUUAAACAUAAAAAAUCAAAACCAAACCCAGUGCUGAUAAGUCGAUUCUGACUCCUAGCGAUGCUAGAGAACAGAGAACUGCUGUGUAAGGUUUCCAAGAAAUGGCUGGUGGGUUCAAGCCCCUGACCCUUUGGUUGGCAGCUGAGUGCUUUAACCACUGCACCACCAAGGCUCCAGCGUGUUACACAGACAUCAUAAAAUCUUGAUAAGUAAUACUAGAUGUACUAUCUUGCAUAUGCAGCCUUGGAGGCCCUGGGUGACACAAACAGCACUCUACUACUAGCAAAACGGUGGUAGUUUGAACCCACCCAGAGGCACCUCAGAAAUACAGGCCUGGUGAUCUGCUUCGAAAGGAUCACAGCCUUGAAAACCCGAUGGAGCAAUUCUACCGUGCACACACACGGCUGCCAUGAGUUGGAAUGGACUCACUGGCAGCUAACAACUAUGUAAUCACCCUCGACCUUUUCCUUCCCAAUACUUUAACAUAAAGCUAGUAUCCAUGUAAUGUAGGACUUGAAUGGGAUCCAGUCAUGAUACACAGGGAAAAACACAUCUGUUUCUUUUGCCUAAUAGGUGAUUUCACACUACCUCAAAAAAAAAAAGUACUUGGCUUUUGUCCU